GGGGUCUGGUGCGGCAGGUGCGGUUUUUGUCUCUUCUGCUUCUCGCGCACUUGCGUGGCUUUUACGCGUCUGAGGCUCCGGGUGGAAAGGAGUUAUUUACUGAAAACCAGCCCAGUGGCGGAGAAGAAACGGGGUCUUAAAAAUCACGCGUUGUGGUUUCACUUAACUUAAAGCGUUCUUAAACAGAAGAAACUCAACGAGCCUGAUUCCGCAGUUCCUGUUUUGUGGGCGAGGUUCAUCAUGAGGUACCUGUCUGUGGGGCUAGGCGUAGCGGUGAUGGCCAUGCUGGGCCUAGUGGGCUUCGUUCUCUCAAGGAGGAACGUGGUGCUCCAACUGAACAAGACCUCCUAUUUCGAGAGCGUUAAGCACAAGGUAUCCAGUGACAUGCUGAAGGAGGUCAAGACCAAUAUUGCUGAGGCCAACAUUAGGCUGGAACGAACCAAGAAACAGAUUGCUGACCUUACAACAGCACUCAAAACGGCUCAGGAGGCUGCAGUUGUGAAAAAAGCUGAGAUGAACAAAUGCAACGAUGAGAUGAAUGAGAUCAAGACUACAAUCGGUGCUCUAGAAGCAGAGAAAAACAAAAUGGAGGCUGAGUUUCAGCAGAAGAAGGCCAGUUUGAAGGAGCAAGUAGACAAUCUCAAAAUAGGAGCUGAGAAACGCAGCAAAGUGUGUGACUACAUCGUCAAGACCUCCGUUGAUGGGAUGAAACUAUGUGGUAUUGUGCCUGUUCUACAAGCGGAGGUAAAACCGGAAACAAAACAGCGUUAAGCAGCCUAAAAAGAGGCAGAGGCAGGAGCUCCUGAUACAUGUCAAGAAGUUGAAGCUUUGAGGGCAGAGAAGACAAACUUGAAGCAAUUCAUAAAGCUAAAAAGUGAAAAUACAAGACCUCAUUAUUUAUACCAAAAGAAAUACAAAGUUAUACUUGUGUAGCUUUUUGAUUUCUUGGUCAUUAAGUGCAUUGAUAUGUCUUCUGCUUUUCUUGUGUUUUGAUGGCACAUUCCUGAUGCGUGAGCUUCUUUUUUGUCAGUUCAGAAGCCAGAUUUUGCAUUUGCAUUUUAUGUUUUUAGUUAUACAUCACAGUAAAAGGAUUAAUACCCAUUGCCAACCUAUUUUCUGUGAGGUCCUGCAUAUAAGUGUUGAACAAAUUUAAAUUCUAGCGAUUAUCUACAUCGCAUAAUGACUGAUUUGACGUUAGAGAAAAAAUUAGCUCCUAUAUGGCUGCUCCAACUGAAUUUGCACGGAAUUGGUUUUGGGUGAUAUACAUGAUUCAAUACUUUCAAAAACCACUCGCAACGAACAUUUGUCAUGUUUUCAGCUACUAGAACAACCAUUUAAACUUUCAUAUUUAGGUUUUCCAUAUACAUUCUGGAAUAUGUAAUACCAUGAUAAAUCUUAAUGUCCUGUUAAUGAUUUUAACCUCAUUUGUUUAAGCAAACAAAUAAGGAGAAGGGAAUAAAAAGGAGUGGGUUAAGACAUGCACCUGUCUUUUUGCUUCCGUGUGUCUCCAGUAAACUGUUGCUUUUUUAUAGUCUUUGCUUUUAUGGGAGUUAUGUGUGUGUUGGUGAUAAUGUGACAGCUAUAAUAUGAUGCUUCACCUUUAUUGCACUGGGUAUACAUUCUGUAAAUUUGGUGUGUGUGUGUGUGUGCAUGCAUAUCUGCUUAUUUACCAAGUUCCUAUUGUUUCUUUUUGCUUUCCUCAUCUUCUGUUGUAGUUAUUUUGCCUCGAUGUACAGUACAGUGUGUGUGUGUGUGUAUAUGUGUUGUGUUUUGGCUCUCCAUCAGGCUCCAGGAUACACUCUCGGGUGUGUGUGCUAGUUAGUCAACCAAACAAAAUGUUCUGACCUUCUCACUGUCACCCCUCAUCAUCCUCAGCCCAUUACCUCAGUGUAUUCCUAUCUAAAGUGGCAGAAACCACACUGAAACUCACCAGAGCAACAAUAAAGUUCCAAUGGUAUGGUUAAUAAAGUUAAUAAACUUC
Ictalurus punctatus (channel catfish) is the source of this 1981-nucleotide messenger RNA. RefSeq lists its product as uncharacterized. The coding region runs from base 241 to 771 and encodes 176 amino acids. NCBI's taxonomy places the organism in Eukaryota, Metazoa, Chordata, Actinopteri, Siluriformes, Ictaluridae. The record is from RefSeq and is a predicted model, not a curated record. The transcript is spliced from 5 exons.